This is a messenger RNA of Salmo salar (Atlantic salmon), 2134 nucleotides long. RefSeq names its product sulfatase modifying factor 2 (gene sumf2). Lineage: Eukaryota; Metazoa; Chordata; Actinopteri; Salmoniformes; Salmonidae. The record is from RefSeq and is marked provisional. Gene Ontology annotation, cellular component: endoplasmic reticulum.
AAUUGUUUCAGGGUUCAGUGUAAAGCUGGAGAAGUGUAUAUAUACACAAAACAUUGGCUACUUAGAGAGCGUUGAUCUAUGGUGCUCAAAGUACAUGAACGUACUUACCCUGGACCUGCACAUUCCGCUAGUUUAUGAAAACACGGUCGCCUUAUCAAUUUAUAACCAUGAACUUCAGAAUAGUACUUAUUUUGUGCCUCUCCGCUCUGUCUUGCAUCGCAGACGAUGAAGGAAUGGUGCAAAUUCCAGGAGGAAAGAUGACGAUGGGGACGAACUCAGCCGACGGCAGGGAUGGAGAAUCACCCACAAAAGAAGUGACAGUCGAUCCAUUCAGAAUCGAUAAAUAUCCCGUCACUAAUUCUGACUUCAGGGAGUUUGUCAGGGCACAGAAAUACAAGACUGAAGCGGAGACCUUCGGCUGGAGUUUUGUGUUCCAGGACUUUGUGUCUGAAGAGCUGAAGAGCAAAGUGACAGAGAAAAUAGAGUCAGCACCUUGGUGGAUGCCAGUCGAGCGGGUGUUUUGGAGGCAGCCUGCAGGUCCUGGUUCUGGGAUCCGGGAGCGUCUGGACUCCCCAGUGGUCCAGGUGAGCUGGAACGAUGCCCAGGCCUUCUGCAGCUGGAGGGGGAGGAGGCUGCCCAGCGAGGAGGAGUGGGAGUGGGCCGCGCGUGGGGGCCUGCAGGGUAGAACGUAUCCCUGGGGAAACAAAUUCCAGUCCAAACGCUCCAACCUGUGGCAGGGCCUGUUCCCUGAUGGAGACACAGCAGAGGACGGUUACCAUGGUAUCGCCCCUGUCACUGCUUUCCCUCCUCAGAACAGUUUUGGACUGUAUGACAUGAUGGGAAAUGCAUGGGAGUGGACAUCUACACCCUUCCCUGGAGGACGACCAAUGUUCGUGUUGCGUGGUGGUUCCUGGAUCGACACGGAAGAUGGAUCAGCCAAUCACAAGGCUCGAAUCACGACCAGGCGAGUGACCGUUUAGGAUGCGAAGCUUGCCCAGUAGGCAUACGACGUGAUAAAGACGUAUUUUACUGGUUGAAAUCUCGUCGGGACGUCUUAUGCCCCCAUUGCAUGUAAUAUACUAGCAACAUUACAAUUAUUAAAACAUUUGAGUAAUUAUCUUUUCCAGCAGGGUUUGCAUGAUUCAGCUUGGCAAACAACAGCUGGCAGAGCGCACCAAAGCGGGUUAGGGUCUUGUGGCAUACUGUAUCCAGUCAACACGCUGGGCUCGGGCCUAAUCCGAGACUCGGCAUGGACUCGGACUCAAGGGGAUUCAUGCAGGCCGAGCUCUUCCCGACUCCGUCAGAAUCAUAUUACCCCCGAGCUCCAGCUAAUGGUACCCGGGCCGAGUCCACUUCAGUUUAUCCGGCCCAAUUAACUUUUUCAGAAGUACGGCGAUUUGAGGUUUCUAUUCGACAGGUGUUGAAACAACAGUUUAAAAAAAUUAAGAAAUGUGAUAUAUUUCACCCCAAGUCAUGGAAAGGGAAAGGGGGAUACCUAGUCAGUUGUCCAACUGAAUGUAUUCAAUUGAAAUGUGUCUUCCGCAUUUAACCCAACCCCUCUGAAUCAGAGAGGUGCGGGGAGCUGCCUUAAUCAACCUCCACAUCAUCGGCGCCCAGGGAGAAGUUGUUGGGGGGUUAACUGCCUUGCUCAGGGGCAGAUUUUUACCUUGUCGGCUUGGGUUUCGAUCCAGUAACCUUUCGGUUUUCAAUGCAUAGAAUGAGGGUUUGAGGAUCAGUUGCUGUUACUUUACUUGGAAAGUGUGGGUGUUGAAAUGGGACUGUGUUUUUUGUUCCUGUCUUUUCUACAGGAUGGGGAAUACUCCGGACUCGGCUUCUGAUAACCUGGGCUUCAGGUGUGCUGCCAGGAAGGACAAAACGGAGCUGUAGGGACCAAUAACCGAAGACGAUAAAAGUUAUGCCACAAGGGAGAGCAAGAUAGAAACCAGUUAUUGGUACUAUGCAGUGACCAUAGCAUUUAGUAAAAUUAAGACUGAGACAGUGGUGAUGAUGUUGAUAAUGUGCAGGAACAAUUUUCUCCUGUGGAGACCUGGGCUCAAAUCAAUCUGCUUAACCUAUGUGUCUUUUUCUACAAACUACUGUAAUACAAUGAGUAAUAAACAAGAUUUUACAUCAA